Strigops habroptila (Kakapo) is the source of this 2231-nucleotide messenger RNA. RefSeq names its product eukaryotic translation initiation factor 5 (gene EIF5). The record is from RefSeq and is a predicted model, not a curated record. Gene Ontology annotation, molecular function: eukaryotic initiation factor eIF2 binding; GDP-dissociation inhibitor activity; translation initiation factor activity. The transcript is spliced from 12 exons. Bases 632 to 1924 code for a protein of 430 amino acids. NCBI's taxonomy places the organism in Eukaryota, Metazoa, Chordata, Aves, Psittaciformes, Psittacidae. Gene Ontology annotation, cellular component: cytosol. Gene Ontology annotation, biological process: formation of cytoplasmic translation initiation complex; formation of translation preinitiation complex; translational initiation.
GUCCUUUGGGGCACUGCCGGGGGGAGGGCAGAGGGGGAGGGAGGCGAAGCCAGGGGCGUCCUGAUUGAUAGCGGUCGCCGCCAGUGGGUGGAGGGGACGGCGAGGCCUCAGCCAAUAGUUUCGCCCCAAGGCGAGCAGUGAGUCAAUGGUGGGGCUGGGGGGCGGGGCGCGCCGCUGGCUGAUUGAUCCCAGCUUUGGCGUUGUUCAGUCAGAGCGAGAACAUUCUAGAGAUUGCCCGGCAUUGCUGUCCCUGCUGAUACCGCCCGCCUCAGGACGCCGGGACCCGGAGGCUGCGGCGUCCGCCUCCGCCUCCCUCUUCGUCUGGAUAUAAGCGCCCCAACGGCCUCGUUCUCCUCGCACACUCGGCUUCGUCGCAGCCCGGGGCGAGCAGCGUUGGGUUUAUGUCUUUAUUGGACGAAAACGAGCUGUUGCGCAGCCACUGGUACCUGUAUUGGGGAAACAUAGCAUACAAGCAAGAACCUUACAGCCUCAGUGGCGAAAAUUUUUUCAUGUCAGAGACCGAGAACUCUUGCAGUCGUUUAUGUCAUCCCGUCUUCUCCAGACAGAAGAUACCAAAAAACUGCAAUCAAAGAUCUCUUCAUCUUAUUGAUAAAGCUACUAAUAAGGCAAAAUGUCUGUCAACGUCAACCGCAGUGUUUCAGAUCAGUUCUAUCGCUACAAAAUGCCCCGUCUGAUUGCCAAGGUGGAGGGCAAAGGAAAUGGAAUAAAGACUGUUAUAGUCAACAUGGUUGACGUUGCAAAGGCGCUUAAUCGGCCUCCAACGUAUCCUACCAAAUUUUUUGGUUGUGAGCUGGGAGCACAGACCCAGUUUGAUGUUAAGAAUGACCGUUACAUUGUCAAUGGAUCUCAUGAGGCGAAUAAGCUGCAAGACAUGUUGGAUGGAUUCAUAAAAAAAUUUGUUCUCUGUCCUGAGUGUGAGAAUCCUGAAACUGAUCUGCAUGUCAAUCCUAAGAAACAAACUAUAGGUAACUCUUGCAAAGCCUGUGGCUAUCGAGGCAUGCUUGACACAAACCAUAAACUCUGCACGUUCAUUCUCAAAAACCCACCUGAAAGUGGCGACACUGGUACAGGAAAGAAAGAAAAGGAGAAGAAGAAUAGAAAAGGCAAGGAUAAAGAAAAUGGCUCUGUGUCCAGCAAUGAGACGCUUCCACCACCACCACCAGAGGAGAUAACUCCUCCACAGGUUGUGGAGGAGGAGGAUGAUGAUGACUGGGGUGAAGACACAACAGAAGAAGCCCAGAGGCGUAGAAUGGAUGAAAUCAGUGACCAUGCAAAGAACCUCACACUUAGUGAAGACCUGGAAAGAACAGUGGAGGAAAGAGUCAACAUACUGUUCGAUUUUGUGAAGAAAAAGAAGGAAGAAGGUGUCAUUGAUACUUCUGACAAAGACAUUGUAGCAGAAGCAGAGAGACUGGAUGUGAAGGCCAUGGGCCCGCUGGUUCUCACUGAAGUCCUUUUUGACGAAAAGAUUCGGGAACAGAUAAGGAAAUACAGGCGUCACUUCCUUCGUUUCUGCCACAACAACAAGAAAGCUCAGAGGUACCUUCUCCAUGGCUUUGAGUGUGUGGUAGCCAUGCAUCAGGCUCAGCUUAUUUCUAAAAUACCACAUAUUUUGAAGGAAAUGUAUGAUGCAGAUCUUCUGGAAGAAGAAGUCAUCCUUGGCUGGGCAGAAAAGGCCUCAAAGAAAUAUGUUGCAAAGGAGCUUGCCAAAGAAAUCCGUGUCAAAGCAGAACCAUUUAUUAAAUGGCUAAAGGAAGCUGAAGAAGAAUCUUCCGGUAAUGAAGAAGAGGAUGAAGAUGAAAACAUAGAGGUGGUGUACUCUACAACUGCCAGUGUACCUAAAGUUGAAACUGUGAAGCCUGCAAACAAUAAAGAUGACGAUAUUGAUAUUGAUGCCAUUUGAAGUGAUGCAGCAUAGCUUCCAGCAUAGUAAUGCAAACUUCUCUGCGUUUUCUGCCAGAAGUGUGACUUGUAUGUUCACAAGCUGAAAUGGCUUAACAUCCUGCUACUCUUUGUACUCUAAAAUGUAUCUUUUUACUGUGACUGGUCAUGUGUAACUAAGCCUAAUACCAAGGAGUCAGCACGUCAGUGGACUGAUCUAGUUUGCAACUGGCAUGUUCUAUUUUGUUUUUCUAACUUGUGUUGGACACAUACUUGGAGCACAUUUAUACCGUUGUGGAAAUAAAGGAUUUGGUUUUGGUCAAUCUUCA